Propithecus coquereli (Coquerel's sifaka) is the source of this 874-nucleotide messenger RNA. It is a transcript of the gene MRPL21, whose product is annotated as mitochondrial ribosomal protein L21. The record is from RefSeq and is a predicted model, not a curated record. NCBI's taxonomy places the organism in Eukaryota, Metazoa, Chordata, Mammalia, Primates, Indriidae. Gene Ontology annotation, molecular function: structural constituent of ribosome. Bases 54 to 656 code for a protein of 200 amino acids. Gene Ontology annotation, cellular component: ribosome; mitochondrial large ribosomal subunit. The transcript is spliced from 4 exons.
CACCGUGCCCAGGCUCUAAGGGAUUUUGAGCUGCCUUUUCACAUGUGUGUGACAUGCAUGUGUUAAAUGUUUUUCACAGAUAUGUUCCUAAAACAUCCCUGAGUUCACCACCUUGGCCAGAAGUCGUCCUGCCAGACCCAGUUGAGGAGACCAGACACCACACAGAGGUCGUGGGGAAGGUGAACGAGCUCAUUGCCACUGGGCAGUACGGCAGGCUCUUUGCUGUGGUGCACUUUGCUGGCCACCAGUGGAAGGUGACCUCCGAAGACCUGAUCUUAGUCGAAAAUGGACCAGACGUUGCAUGUGGAGAGAGGAUUCGACUGGAGAAGGUCCUCCUGGUUGGGGCUGAGAACUUCACGCUACUUGGCAAGCCACUCCUUGGAAAGGAUCUUGUUCGAAUAGAAGCCACAGUCAUUGAAAGGACAGAAUCAUGGCCAAAAAUCAAUAUGAAAUUUAAGAGGAGGAAAAACUACAGGAAGAAAAAAAGUAAGUUAGAGAAAGUCCCACCGGCACCGUGCCCUGGGGUACAGGUGUGUCAGCUGCAUGCAGGUCAUCGGGCGGGGCACAGGUGGGGCUCGGGAGAGAGGGCCCGGGCAGGUCUCAGUGCAGCUGCCGCCGCUCACUGUCCACCCUCUCGUUCUGGAGGGGGCGCCUGAUGGGGCCUGGCCUCACACUCUUUCUCCUCAACUGGCCACACGUGACCUGCUUUGUUCCAACUCGUGACACCUGCCACUGCCCCAGAGCAGCAGUUAAUCCAUGAGCAGAUCCGGUACCGUCCUUACAGGAGCCUCCACUGAAGACAGUCCCCACGGUGGGGCGCCUCAAGGACGGGACCCCACAGGGCCACACACACAAGCGAACAGCUGCAGAAUCC